Strongyloides ratti is the source of this 1071-nucleotide messenger RNA. RefSeq names its product Transcription factor, fork head domain and Winged helix-turn-helix DNA-binding domain-containing protein. The coding region runs from base 1 to 1071 and encodes 356 amino acids. Gene Ontology annotation, molecular function: RNA polymerase II cis-regulatory region sequence-specific DNA binding; DNA-binding transcription factor activity, RNA polymerase II-specific. Gene Ontology annotation, biological process: regulation of transcription by RNA polymerase II. The transcript has 4 exons. The record is from RefSeq and is a predicted model, not a curated record. Lineage: Eukaryota; Metazoa; Nematoda; Chromadorea; Rhabditida; Strongyloididae. Gene Ontology annotation, cellular component: nucleus.
AUGAGUGGACAUCCAUACUCACAACAAUAUACUUCUAUAAGUUCGCAUUAUCAACAAAGUGGUCACUUACCUUCUACAAAUGGUUUUCCUUCAACAUCAUCACCAUCAACUAAUAAUUCUGGAAAUAAUCAAUUACCAACAUCAUCAUCACCAGCAUCAGUUUCAACCUCUAUUCAUAAUUCAUCAAGGAGUGAGGAUGUUGUAAUGAAUUCAAUAUCAUCAUCACCAUCCUCCUCCAGAAGUUCACAUUUUAUGGGAAGUGGUAAUGGUGGUGGUGGUGGUAAUUCAUCUAUUCACAAUACUGGUAAUAAUUGUGUUAUUAAUCGACAGCCAAACCUUCAAUCAGAUACUUCCGGUAUUCCUUCCUAUGAAACAGGUUCUGGUGCCUCUUCUGCAUCCUCCUCACAUACAAGAUUAACCUCUAAUGGAGAUGAUUCAGGGGUUGGUUCAUCACAUAAUUUGUCUCAUUUUGAACAAACUGAUCAUACUACAACAUUUUCACAUCAUGUCAGAAAUGAAGAUUCAUUUGUUCAUGGUGUUAUUAGGACAUCUAAUAAUACAGAAGAUCUUGAACCAAUAGAAAGAGAUCGUUGUAAUACAUGGCCAUUAAGAAGAGCUGCUUUUGAUCAAAAUAGUAAUUCUCCAACUGUAUAUGAUAAGAUACCUGAAGAGUCAGAUUUUUGUGAUAGUUCUGAAAAUCUUCCAUUAGAUAAUUCAAAACAUGAACUUAAUAUUAAUAAUUACUCCAGAACAUCUUCUCUUAAUAAUUCACUUCUUGGUAAUAGGCAUGAAACUAAUUCAUUUACCGAUUUAAAUAAUUCAUCUGGGAUUAAAGAAGAAAUUGAUCAUAUGAAUGGUUUUGAUCCAUCAACGACACCUAAAAAGACAACAACAAGAAGGAAUGCUUGGGGUAGUCAUAGUUAUGCUGAUUUAAUUACACAGGCAAUCCAGUCUAGUCCAGAACAAAGAUUAACAUUAUCGCAAGUGUAUGAAUGGAUGGUUACAAAUGUUCCUUUUUUUCGUGAUAAAGGAGAUAGUAAUAGUUCUGCCGGCUGGAAAGUAGGUUUUUAA